Messenger RNA from Naegleria lovaniensis, 3597 nucleotides. RefSeq lists its product as uncharacterized. The transcript has a single exon. Gene Ontology annotation, molecular function: protein binding. The coding region runs from base 1 to 3597 and encodes 1198 amino acids. The record is from RefSeq and is a predicted model, not a curated record. Lineage: Eukaryota; Heterolobosea; Eutetramitea; Acrasida; Naegleriidae.
AUGUCCUCGACCACCAUUACUUCAUCUCCUAUUUCCUCUCCACAACAACAACAACAACAACAACGAGCGUCAAGUACUCCUCCUUCCAUUUCCUCUCCAUACACAAGUCCGAGUCAACAAUCAUCAUCUCCUCGUUUAUUAAAUAAUUCCUCUCCAUCUUCAUCCAAUAAUUCUAAUAAUAAUUUCAAUAAUAACAAUUCUACUACUGGCCAUUCGAAUCAUUCACAAACAUCCGAAUUAACAUCACCAACGACACCCCGACAGUUUUUAUCUGAUUUUAAUGACAUUGACAUUCCAAAGGUGGCUCAAUUUUUUGAAAAUGAUUCAUUGAGUGUGUUGGAAGAAGAUACUUGGAAGGAAAUGUUAUUGUGUUGUUUUGUACCAUCUUCGCAACAAUUGACUUUUAAACGAAAAAAGUAUUCAUUUGGAAAGAAGAGUCAAUUAUUGGGAGGAAAUUCUUCUCAUCCAUUGACGAUGAACGAGACACAAAAUGAUGUCAUAAAAGUCAUGAAAGGAUUAGAUAACACGUCGAAAGGAACAGCAUUGAUGGAUUUGAGCGGAUUGCAUCAUAUUUCUAGCAAGUCGCUUUUCAGAUUGAAACAAUUAUUGUAUUAUAGAUUUUUCUUCUAUUCGAUUCAAAACUAUGCAUUGGGAAAUGUCACACCAACCGAACAAUCCAAUGCUUCAGGUACUCCUCACCAUCAUCAUCAAACCUCUUCGAGCUCUUCCUCUCAAUUUCUAAGUCCAAAUUCAUUAUCUACAAAUACUAGAAACUCAAUUCGAUUGGCUCGUAGUAGUACUCGAUUCGGAGAAGGUGGAAUUUCACAUGCUCUCGGAAGCGAAGCCACUCAUUUGGAAAUGUCAAAAAAAGAAUUUUCAGCCAUGAAAGAAGAACAACUCGAUGCAUGGAAACAAUUUAAAUUUACAACCAAUCCUGCAUUGAAACCCAUGUGGGUCAAAUUCUUGACAUCGACUCGUUUUACACCCAUUCAAAAAUGUUCACUCAUGCAUUUAGCUUCCAAGUAUAACCAGAGCUUAAUUUUGGAAUGGUUGUUUGAUGAGUGUGGAAAUGAGUCACUCUUUGCUGUAGAUACCAUGAAAAUGACUCCUCUCUUUUAUACGUCAUUCUUUAACGCAACUGAAAGUUGUGCAUUUUUAUGUACAAAAAUUAAGAAUGCAUCCAUGCCUUCACGUCAACGCAAGCAAUCGAAUGAACAAACUUCAUCCACAGGUAGAAAACCCUUCUUCAAAUCAAAAUCAGAUUCUCCAACAACAUCGAAUAAUUCAACUUUCCAAAAUUCAAAUGCACUCGAAAAGAUCAUUCAACAAGUUGAUGAUGAAUAUGGAUACAAUGUUUUCUAUGUUGCUCUCAAGAGAGGUUGUUUUGCAGUGUGUGACAUGUUAAUUUUAUUUGGAGCUACUCUUGAUACGACCAUUCGAGGAGGAGAGACCAUGUUGCAUCGAGCAUGUUUUGAACUACCACUCGAUCGAAUUGUUUAUUUAAUUCAGAAAGGAGCUGUCUUGUUAAAAAAGGAUCAAAAAGGAUGCAUGCCAUUGUUUAAUUUAAUUGGAAGAGAAAUUGAAGCAGAGACAGUACCAACAUCUACGGAACAACACAAUCAGCUAGUGUCACCUCGAAAACUCACUCAAACUACUUCAACAACAACAACUGAGAAUUAUGUAUCAUCCAAAGACGUGACAAAUUCUGAAGAUCACACAACAAGCAUGACUACUUCAUCAACUCUACAUGAAAACAAAAUCGACGACCAUUCAUCCAUAUCUACAGCGAAUGCAAACUCUUCAGGUGCAACACCGUCGGUUCAAGUUGAAGAGGAUUCAACAAUUAUUGACGAGUUUUUAGAAAAUCAUUCUCCAAUUGCUGAAAAACAUGACAAGGAUGCACAAAUAACCAUUACCGCAGCUGAAAAUGAAAAUGCAACAAAUGUGGCUCACGUAUUGAAACAUUUGUCACCCAAGUUGAAUGUUGAAGGAAAUGUUUCACCUUCUUCGAGCGCUGAUAGUUCAGAUUCGAUGGACAUCUUUAGAGAACUCGAUGAAAUGUUUAUGAGUGAAACUGGACAAGUCGAUUAUCAAGUGAAAAACAAACUCUUGACCAGUGACAACCGUAAAAAGAGAGAACCUGUCAAACUUCCAACAGCUCUCAAAAUGCGUUCCAAUUCUCUCAAUGCCAUUUCUGCAGGAUAUACACCUCCCGGAUUAUUGGAAGACAUCAAACUACGAUCGUCACCCAUUGUCAUUCCAACAAGCAAUGUCUCUUCCCAAACCAAUUCCAAUAACAGCAAUACUGGAAGUAGCAACAAGACUCUAAGUACUGUAUCUGCAUCGUCAACGACUUCUUCAUCCAAUCUUUCACCAAAUAAUGGCUCCCGUUUUCCAAAUCACAUUUCCCACUGCUUGCAAGAUGAAUUUUCUCUCAAAAAGAAUAUCAUGUUUAAGGCCAUGGAACAAUUGGUACCACAAAUGGGAUGGAGUUCUAAAACUCUCAUUCUUGCAGCAAAGAAAUUUUAUGGUUUGAGUGAACAAGAAGCACGUGAUUUGUUUUAUAAUGAAGCUUCUGUCAUGACUACGAAAUUAAUGGCAAGUGCAAGUCGAGGAGAAAAUGUUACGGCAAAGAGUGAUUCUAAUCAUGCAUCAAAUCCAAGUAGCUCCUCUUUAGAAAAUUCCAAUUCAGACGCUUCUGCCGCGUCUGCUCCACAAGCAUUGCCAUUUCCAAGACCCACGGCCAUUACUCCUUCACAUCAAAAUAUUUUGACACGAAAACAUCCAUUAUUGGAAAUGAUAUUGCCCUACAUUUCGAGAGAACAAUUUUGUAAAACUCUCAAAUCUCAAAAUUAUCAUGGAAGAAAUAUUUUGCAUGAAUGUGUCAUUAAGGGAGACUUGAAAACAAUGCAAUUAAUUGUGAAUGAUUUAUUACAACCUCGAAAGAGUACUCUAGGUUCAGCGUUGAAAGUUCUUUCUCACAAAAAUUCACAUCAACAGCUUGUCGAAUUGUCAAACGAACAAAAAUUAUUGGAAAAGCAACGCUACGAUGAAGAGUCCAUGGAGAAUAUUUUUAUUUUACAUGAUUUGUUGAUAGAAGUGGAUAAUGACAAGUCACAAACUUGUCUUGCCUAUGCUUGUGCAGAGGGAAACUCGUUUGCUGUGAAAUAUCUCAUCUCAGUGUAUAAUAUUGUUGGAGUUCAAAUGAUGAAGACACCACCUCCAAGAUCAUCAAAUUCUUCUUCGACGUCGUCUCUUACCUCUCAUUCACAAUCGGUUUCAUUGUUGUCUCCAAGAAGCAAUGACGGUACAGCGUCAACAAUAUCAGCAGCAUCCCCUUCAUCCACUUUUUCUCAAAAGAGUUCAUCCACCAUGAAUUUGGAUCAAAAAUCAACAAAAACUUUAUUGUACAAGGUGUUGCACAUGAAAAAUAAGCAUGGUAAAACACCUUUGGAAAUUGCCAAAUCAUCACAUGGUAAUCUUCCAUGUGAAGAUAUUAUUGAAAUGUUAGCGACAGCAUUGGAGAAGAGUGGAACUCAAAAUGGUGAUAGCUCUUCGUCAUUCCAAAUUUUCAAAAGAAAGAAAAACAAGCAAUAA